AUGAAACUCCUGCAACGCGUCUCGCCCGUUGCUGCACUCGCUCUAGCCACAUUAAUCACAAAUGCAACAGCUGAAGAUGUACUCAUCAGCAAACGUCAACUAUCGAAACGUCAGCUCAAUCCUGAGGGCCAAUACAAUAUGUCAUUCUUCCACAUCAACGACGUUCAUGCUCAUCUCGACGAAUUCUCGUCUUCCGGAACUGAUUGCACGAAUCCAUCUCGUGGAUGCUAUGGCGGUUAUGCCAGAGUAAAGAGUACUAUCGAUGACAUCCGCCCCACUGUAGGUGACAGCCUCUUCUUGAACGUGGGCGAUGAGUUUCAAGGAACUCUCUUCUAUACCUAUUAUGGCGGUGAGAAGAUCGCAGAAACUUUGAACCAACUUCAGUUCGAUGCGAUGACAUUGGGAAACCACGAAUUCGAUGGUGGUGACGAUGAGCUUGGCGCUUUUCUCGAGAACUUGACAUUUCCCGUCGUAUCUGCCAACAUCCAGUCAACACAGCCUCAGCUGAACGCGACAAUCAGGCCCUACCACAUCUUCGAGCAAUAUCAGCUGGCGGUCAUUGGUGUAACAACGGAUACUACACCUCAAAUCGCCAAUGUUGGUCCUUUGACUUCCUUCGAAGAUCCGGUAGAAGCUGUACAAAGGACUGUCGACUACAUCCGAUCGACGACGAACAUCACUCGCAUUGCGGCUAUUACACACAUAGGAUACGAACAGGAUCAGCGCCUGGCUCAGGAAACAACAGGACUCUAUCUUAUCAUGGGUGGUCACAGUCAUACUCUCCUACUGCCAGCUAACGAUACCGACGCAGAAGAUGCUGAAGGUGAGUACCCAACAAUAGUCAACAACCGCGACGGCGAAGAAGUCUUUGUCGUAACUGCUUAUCGAUGGGGAGAAUACUUGGGCUACAUCGACGUCCUCUACGAUGCCGAAGGUCGAAUCCUCGAAUAUCAUGGGGCACCGAUUCACCUCACUAAUACGACCGAGCAGGAUCCUGGCUUGCAGGCUCAAAUAGAUGCUUGGCGUGUGCCUUUUGAAGCAUUCGCAGCAGAGGAACUAGGCCAGUCGAACGUGAUACUUGACCAGUCGACCUGUCAGAGGCAAGAAUGCCUGCUGGGUGACUUCAUGGCAGACGCUAUGUUCGCAUAUCGUUCAAACCUCUCCUCUGAGGCAGAUUUUGCCCUGAUCAACGCUGGUGGUAUUCGUGCGACCAUUGACGAGGGUCCGAUCACGCGAGGCGAGGUACUUACCUCUUUUCCCUUUGGUAACGCCAUUGUCGAGAUCACACUCUCAGGUGACGACAUCUGGAAGGUGCUCGAGGGCAUCUUUACACGAGUUUCACAGUUCAAUGGUCGGGCGGUGACAUCUGGCGUUCAAUUAUCUCAACAAAUCCGAGUCGGCUACAAUCCGGCAAACUCUAACGGCACGAAACUGGUGAAUGUGACUAUCGGUGGCCAGCCGCUCGACAGAGAAGCAGAAUAUCAGGUCGUCACCCUCGACUUCCUUGCAGGCGGUGGUGACAACUUCUUCUUGCCGGUGACCGAUUUUGUCACCUUGGAUACUCAGGAUGAAGUUUUGACACAAUAUAUCCUUCGCCAGAGCCCAGUGGACAUCGCACUCGAUGGACGUAUCGCGGUUGUGAACGGCACUGCCUCGAAUAGCACCUCAAACGGUACCUCAUCUGAUACGGGGGUGAAUAAUAGCACGACUGAUGCGUCCGAGGGCAAUGUAGGAUCCGGUGGCGCAAGUGGCAGCAAUAGCGCAAGCAUUGCGAGCGGGAUAUCAGUCGGCGCAGGUAUGAUGCUUAUUGUGCUGACUAUCAUUAUCUCACUGUUGGCAUGA
Molecule: messenger RNA, 1842 nt
Organism: Lithohypha guttulata
Lineage: Eukaryota; Fungi; Ascomycota; Eurotiomycetes; Chaetothyriales; Trichomeriaceae
Exons: 4
Coding region: 1-1842 (613 amino acids)
Biological process (GO): nucleotide catabolic process
Molecular function (GO): hydrolase activity, acting on ester bonds; metal ion binding; nucleotide binding
Source: RefSeq, a predicted model, not a curated record